AUGGCCAUAUCAGCACACCACACACCCACACAAACCAGCACACAACCUGCCCUGCCGUCGCGGUUGCUGUCUCCGCCCGUCGACAUGGUCCUCCUUGGCUUCUUUACUCUCGCUCUAUUCACCGGAUCUAUCAACUCCUCGAGAGUUCAAUUGCUGAGUUUGAAGAAUGCCAGGGCCUACGCCAAUUCCGUGGCGGAGGACAGUUUACCAACCUAUGCCAUCGACGAGGAGGAGGGCGUAAACCUACCGACCUGCUUUCACUCUAAGAUGGGCCACUUCGACCCUGACGGCUUCAGUUGGCUCGUCAUCGAUCUCGGCGUCGUUACGCAGAACAUCACGGAGAUCUACCUCGUCCACAACUCCAACACCGCAGACGUCUCUGACCUCGAAGUAUUCGUGACGACGUACAUGCACAGCGUGACGCACUACGGCGGUGGGGUGAAGGUUACGGCAGGACUGCCAUGGGACGCCUAUUCACUGUGCAAUACCGCCACCUCCGAUCUCCACAGCGUCAACAGCGCAACCGUCCACUGCGCUACUCCUCUCCACGGCCGGUGGCUCCUGUUGCGUCGCCAGCAACAGCCCCUUCAACUCUGUCUGCUUGCCAUCUAUGUCCGAAAAAACGAGAAUCGCUGUUUCAAGCCCGUGGACCCUAUCUUGAAUUUCUACGCUAGGGCAAAUGAAUUCCGACUAGAGCGUCAUAUCUCCCUGGAGCAGUGUCGCGAAUCGUGUGCUGGGACACCGAGCUGUCAGGGCCUCGCCUUCUCAAAACGGUCCCAACGACAUUCCACCGGCCUAUGUCGCCUCUUCCGCGAAUCUACUACCACUGACGUCAACGAUGACGUCGAAAACACCUCCCAGCUCAUCAAGUGCGAGGAGGACUGUCAGCUUGAACAAAAUGAAUGUAAUCUUGGUGGGCACUUGCGCAUUUAA
Molecule: messenger RNA, 933 nt
Organism: Echinococcus granulosus
Lineage: Eukaryota; Metazoa; Platyhelminthes; Cestoda; Cyclophyllidea; Taeniidae
Exons: 4
Coding region: 1-933 (310 amino acids)
Source: RefSeq, a predicted model, not a curated record